Molecule: messenger RNA, 2533 nt
Organism: Paramormyrops kingsleyae
Lineage: Eukaryota; Metazoa; Chordata; Actinopteri; Osteoglossiformes; Mormyridae
Gene: rgp1
Product: GP1 homolog, RAB6A GEF complex partner 1
Source: RefSeq, a predicted model, not a curated record
UUUAUUUAUUAUAGUGAGCUUCACGCGAAAUGCUCAGCUCUUCGCUUAAGCUACCCGAACGACUGUGUUUCUGAAACCAUAAAAAAUUAUCUGUGAAUAGUCAGGCGGGUCUUCUUGGGAAUAACCCGGGUCCCCUCGCGGAUGUCGACCGGCAAAACAAUAUUUAUUUACCGCCUAUAAGAGCAAAACUACCGCGCACCGCAUCCCCAGAUGGAGUGCGGGGAGCUAAGCGGCUAUACGCUGGCAGAAACACAGGACACCGAGACCAGUGGUCGGCCUCGGAGAACCUCACGGAAAUAUGCCAUAAAGUGCGCUUUGUUUUUCUUUUGGAAAUGAAUCUUGAUGAGGUUGGCUUAUUUCAGUGCUCUGUUACAUGCCGUCCUUAGGGAAAUCGUGUUGGAUGUCGGGGAAGUCUCUCUCUCCACUGUUCAACUAAUCCUCAUUAUUCGAGUGCAGACCAAAAUAGGAAAUCAGAGGUGGGGUCAUUUUCAACAUCCUUUCAUUUUGUACAUUGUUCACAUUCAUUGAGUCUUUUGGGGAAAAAAACAAUAUAGUUACAACUUAACCUCAAAAAACUUCCUUCGCACACCAAAAGAAGUAGGAAAUUAUUUUGGUGUUUUAAUACUUUCUUUUUAAAUACCCCUACCAUAGGUACUUCCUAACAUCCGUGUAUAUCAUCGAUGCCACGGGGCAGUACUGAGAGGCCAACAGAACUCUAUACCGGCGUUGACACGAAAAGCAAUGCCAGUUGCAGGAUAAAGUCCCAGUAAACACAUUAUCCCCGGUUUGAAAAUAUAUUACUCCAGACCGGGUGCUACAUUAAUAGAACACAGAUAUGCGUUUAAUGUGGCAUGACAUAAAUUGUUCUGAUUUUUUUUUUUUUUGAAUGACAGAAUAUGCUUAGCACGGUUUAUUGCUGAACAGUAUUACGAAAUUGUUUGAUAUCAGGCUUAUUUAUAUAUAGGAAAAGAACAAAACUACGGUUUAAAGAAAAUCAAACGCAAGUUUGUGUGAACUUUUGAUGAUUCAUCUGUGCUUUGUUGCGGGGUUGAUGCGUUGUGACGAAUUUUGACGAUCACGCAGGAUGAUCGAAGUGGUGGCCUCCAUGUCCCGAGGCCCGGUCUUCCUGGCCGGGGAGCUCUUGGAGUGCCUUAUCACCUUCACCAAUCCUAUGUCCCAUCUGUCCACCUCAGCUAGCAGUGAGAUGCUGGCCUGGGCCAGUGCUCAGAUCCAUUGCCAGUUUCAUGCCAGUGAGAGCAGGGUGGCGCUGCCAGCCCAAGGCAACAAGGACGUUCAGGCCGAAAGCGACACUGUGCUGAUCCCUAGCAGGGGCGAGCGUGGGCAGUGCAUGUUAGACACCCCCCCAAAGAUCCUAUUCUGUGACCUGCGGCUCGACCCGGGAGAGAGCAAAACCUACUCGUACAGUGAGGUGGUGCCGACUGACGGCCCCCCCAGCUUCCGCGGCCAGGCGGUGAAGUACGUCUACAAGCUGACCAUCGGCUGCCAGCGUGUCAACUCCCCCAUCAAGCUGCUCCGGGUGCCCUUCAGGGUGCUCGUCCUGCAGGCAGGCAUGCCUGAGCCUCCCUCCCCCCAGGACGAGGAGGUGGCCCCCUCAAACCCCUUCCUGGAUGACGAAGAGACGGGUAGAAGAGACACCAGGCCUCUGGAGAAGGCCCUGGACAUGCUGAUGGUCACUACCUCACGCCGCUGUCCACACCUUUUCAAUAUCACUAACAUGAGGGGCAAGGUGGCAAAGUUCUGCAUCUUCAAGACUGUGUACAGGUUAGGGGAGGACAUCAUCGGGACGUUUAACUUCUCCGAGGGAGAUAUUCCCUGUCUGCAGUACACAGUCAGCCUACAGAGCGAGGAGGACGUCCAACCCCAGUACCAGCGCCGGCCCAACCAGUCGGCCAGCGUCACCAGCCACGGGCGCCACCUCGAGUCAUGUUUGCACACGGCCUCCAGCCACUUUUCCCUGCCCAUCCCUCUCAACGUCACUCCAGGCUUCAGCACAGACAUCGUGAGCCUGAGGUGGCGGCUGCAUUUUGAGUUCGUGACGGCCCGGGAGCCAAUGGAGCCGCCCACUGUGCUGCAGAACCAAUCAGAGGUCACAGUGUGGACGGGGGCGGGCCUGGUGGACGUGGACACCUUCAGCUGGGAUUUGCCCAUCAAAGUUCUGCCCACCAAUCCUACUCUGGUAUCUUAUGUCUCCCAGUUCUCUGGGACCAAUAGCAUUAAUAUUUAAAUGGACUGAAAGAAGUUUAUUUUGACUAUUGUAUGUUUUGCAGUGCAGUUCAUUUCUCCAUCUCUAAGAUGUAUCUUAGAACAUAUCUUAUGUCCAGUUGGAUUAACACCGUUUGGAGACGACCUGAGGCUACAAACUGGUGUAACUGAACUAGGUCAGGUUACUUCUACUCAGUGCAACAGUGACUAAGUAUUAUGCACGUAACUAUGGAAACUCAGUUUCUGCUGAAUUAUUGUCUGUCUAAAUGUUUAUGUAAACUGUCAUUUAUUAAAAAGUAUUAUAUUUAAA